Molecule: messenger RNA, 8849 nt
Organism: Peromyscus leucopus (white-footed mouse)
Lineage: Eukaryota; Metazoa; Chordata; Mammalia; Rodentia; Cricetidae
Gene: Mon2
Product: MON2 homolog, regulator of endosome-to-Golgi trafficking
Exons: 36
Coding region: 181-5334 (1717 amino acids)
Source: RefSeq, a predicted model, not a curated record
GGCGAGGGGAGGGGAGGCUCUCGGGGCUCGGGCUGCUGCCGAAGGCUGAGGGGCCGCCGGCUCGCUGCCCGCCUCCCCCGGAGCUGACAGUGCCGCCCGGCUAGCUUGGGCGUGCGGUUGGUUCCCUGGUCGCCUAGGACCUGACCGGCGACGGCGGCGGCGGCGGCGGGGGGGACGACCAUGUCCGGCACCAACAGCCCCGAGGCUGUGAAGAAGCUGCUGGAGAACAUGCAGAGCGACCUGCGGGCCUUGUCACUAGAAUGCAAGAAGAAAUUCCCACCUGUCAAGGAGGCUGCUGAAUCUGGAAUAAUAAAAGUUAAAACAAUAGCUGCAAGAAACACCGAAAUUUUGGCAGCAUUGAAAGAAAACAGCUCAGAAGUUGUGCAGCCUUUCCUAAUGGGGUGUGGGACCAAGGAACCGAAGAUCACUCAGCUGUGCUUGGCCGCCAUUCAGAGACUCAUGUCACAUGAAGUGGUGUCUGAGACUGCUGCUGGAAACAUAAUUAACAUGCUUUGGCAGCUGAUGGAAAACAGCCUUGAAGAGCUUAAGUUGCUUCAAACAGUUCUUGUUCUUUUAACAACCAACACAGUAGUUCAUGACGAGGCACUGUCCAAGGCCAUUGUCCUUUGUUUCCGACUCCACUUCACCAAGGACAACAUCACAAACAACACAGCAGCCGCUACGGUGCGGCAGGUGGUGACCGUCGUCUUCGAGAGGAUGGUGGCCGAAGACGAACAACGCAAAGACAUAGAGCCGCCAGUGCUGGUCCAAGGAAACAGUAACAGGCGGUCUGUCAGCACCCUGAAGCCUUGUGCUAAAGAUGCAUACAUGCUCUUCCAGGACCUUUGUCAGUUGGUUAAUGCUGAUGCCCCUUACUGGCUGGUAGGCAUGACUGAAAUGACUCGGACGUUUGGCCUCGAGUUGCUAGAGUCAGUCCUCAAUGACUUCCCCCAAGUCUUUUUACAGCAUCAAGAAUUCAGUUUUCUCCUCAAGGAGAGGGUGUGCCCGCUUGUGAUCAAGCUCUUUUCUCCAAAUAUAAAGUUCAGACAAGGCUCCAGCACUUCCUCUUCUCCGGCACCGGUCGAAAAACCGUAUUUCCCCAUCUGCAUGCGCUUGCUGAGAGUGGUGUCUGUUCUGAUCAAGCAGUUCUACAGUCUUUUGGUAACUGAGUGUGAAAUAUUUCUGUCACUUCUGGUGAAGUUUCUGGAUGCAGAUAAGCCCCAGUGGCUUCGCGCUGUUGCGGUGGAGUCGAUACACAGGCUCUGUGUGCAGCCUCAGUUAUUAAGGUCAUUUUGUCAGUCGUAUGACAUGAAGCAGCACUCCACCAAGGUUUUCCGCGACAUCGUGAACGCGCUGGGGUCUUUCAUCCAGUCCUUGUUUCUCGUCCCUCCGACUGGAAACACGGCCACAGCCAACCAAGCUGGGAACAACAAUGCCGGCGGCCCAGCCUCAGCACCAGCCAGCUCAGGAGUGGUGGGGAUCGGUGGGGGUGUCACUCUGCUGCCAGCGUUCGAGUACAGAGGAACUUGGAUACCUAUCCUGACGGUCACGGUUCAGGGCAGCGCAAAAGCCACCUACCUAGAGAUGCUGGACAAAGUUGAACCUCCAACUAUACCAGAAGGCUAUGCCAUGUCUGUGGCAUUCCACUGUCUGUUGGAUCUAGUCCGUGGAAUCACCACUAUGAUCGAAGGAGAGUUAGGAGAGGCUGAAUCGAUAGAGUGCCCUGCUGUCCCCGAAGGAGCAAACUCGCAGUCUUCAGAGCAUCGAGAUGGGCAGUCAGUGUCGGACCAGGCAGAUAAGGAGACGGUUAGUAGAGCUGUUUGGGAAGAGAUGGUGAGCGCCUGCUGGUGUGGUCUUCUUGCUGCGCUCUCCCUUCUUCUUGAUGCCAGCACAGAUGAGGCUGCCACCGAGAAUAUUUUAAAAGCUGAACUGACUAUGGCUGCUCUGUGUGGAAGACUGGGCCUCGUGACUUCAAGGGACGCCUUUAUCACCGCAAUCUGCAAAGGCUCCUUGCCUCCGCACUAUGCUCUCACCGUGCUGAACGCCACCACUGCAGCUACUCUUUCCAAUAAAUCAUAUUCUAUCCAGGGCCACAGUGUCAUGAUGAUAAGUCCGUCUAGUGAAUCCCACCAGCAGGUUGUGGCAGUGGGUCAACCUCUAGCGGUCCAGCCUCAAGGAACAGUAAUGCUGACUUCCAAGAACAUCCAGUGCAUGAGGACUCUACUCAACUUGGCCCACUGCCAUGGCGCUGUGCUCGGGACAUCAUGGCAGCUGGUCUUGGCAACUCUGCAGCAUCUUGUGUGGAUUCUGGGACUAAAGCCUAGUGGUGGUGGCGCCUUGAAGCCUGGAAGAGCUGUAGAAGGACCCAGUACAGUUCUAACAACAGCAGUGAUGACAGAUUUGCCAGUGAUUUCCAACAUUCUUUCAAGGCUCUUUGAAAGCUCACAGUAUCUUGAUGACGUAUCUUUGCAUCAUUUAAUCAAUGCACUUUGUUCCUUAUCUCUAGAAGCAAUGGAUAUGGCCUAUGGAAAUAAUAAGGAACCAUCUCUCUUUGCUGUUGCCAAACUGUUAGAAACUGGUCUAGUUAAUAUGCACAGAAUAGAGAUUUUAUGGAGACCUCUAACUGGCCAUCUGCUUGAGAAGGUGUGCCAGCAUCCGAACUCUCGAAUGAGAGAAUGGGGAGCAGAAGCCCUGACGUCCCUCAUUAAAGCGGGGCUGACCUUUAACCACGAGCCUCCCCUUUCACAGAACCAGAGACUGCAGCUGCUUUUGUUGAACCCGCUAAAGGAGAUGUCCAGUAUUAACCAUCCGGAUAUUCGACUCAAGCAAUUAGAAUGUGUGCUGCAGAUUCUGCAGAGUCAGGGGGACAGUCUCGGGCCUGGAUGGCCUUUAGUUCUUGGAGUCAUGGGAGCAAUCAGAAACGAUCAAGGAGAAUCACUAAUAAGAACUGCCUUCCAGUGUCUUCAGUUGGUUGUGACAGAUUUCCUACCAACAAUGCCUUGUUCUUGCCUACAGAUAGUUGUAGAUGUUGCAGGUAGCUUUGGACUUCAUAACCAAGAACUUAAUAUUAGCUUAACUUCAAUAGGCUUAUUGUGGAAUAUUUCAGAUUAUUUUUUCCAAAGAGGGGAAACUAUCGAAAAAGAGUUAAAUAAAGAAGAGGCAGCCCAGCAGAAGCAGGCGGAGGAGAAGGGAGUGUCUCUAAAUCGGCCGUUCCACCCUGCACCCCCAUUUGACUGCCUGUGGCUGUGUCUUUAUGCGAAACUGGGGGAGCUUUGUGUGGACCCGCGCCCCGCUGUGCGGAAGAGUGCAGGCCAGACUCUGUUUUCUACGAUUGGUGCACACGGGACCUUGCUGCAGCACUCAACCUGGCCCACGGUUAUCUGGAAGGUACUCUUUCAUCUACUGGACCGAGUUCGAGAAUCUUCUACAACUGCAGACAAAGAGAAGAUUGAGUCUGGAGGUGGAAAUAUUUUAAUUCAUCACUCAAGAGACACAGCAGAGAAACAAUGGGCUGAGACGUGGGUGUUAACGUUGGCUGGCGUGGCAAGAAUCUUCAAUACCAGACGAUACUUACUGCAGCCACUAGGAGACUUUUCAAGAGCUUGGGAUGUUCUUCUUGACCACAUUCAGUCAGCCGCACUCAGCAAAAACAAUGAAGUGUCCCUGGCUGCUCUGAAGAGCUUCCAGGAAAUCUUACAGAUUGUGUCCCCUGUCAGAGACUCGGAGAAGCCUGAGACACCACCUGUAGUUAAUGUGCCCGUGCCCGUCCUUAUAGGAAGCAUUGCAGGCCCAGGCCUGAACAGGCCAUUUGUCAGAACAGAUUCCAUCGGAGACAAACUUGGGAGAUACAGUUCUGAGCCACCCGUAGUGACUGAUGAGCUGGAAGAUUUGAACCUCUGGUGGGCUGCCUGGAAUGCCUGGUAUAGAAUUGGUUCUGAAAGCACAAAGCCCCCUGUUACUUUUGAUAAGCUGACCUUUAUUCCCAGCCAGCCUUUCCUCACAGCUUUAAUUCAGAUCUUCCCAGCUCUCUACCAGCACAUAAAAGCUGGCUUCAACAUGGACGACCUGCAGAAGCUGGGGGUCAUAUUGCACAGUGCAGUUUCGGUCCCCAUCAGUUCAGACGCGUCCCCCUUCAUCCUUCCGUCUUACACCGAAGCAGUGCUGACAAGUUUACAGGAAGCCGUGCUUACAGCUUUAGAUGUUCUCCAAAAGGCCAUCUGUGUUGGACCAGAGAACAUGCAGAUAAUGUACCCAGCUAUAUUUGACCAGUUGCUGGCCUUUGUAGAGUUUUCCUGUAAACCUCCACAGUACGGACAGCUGGAGACAAAGCACAUUGCAAAUGCAAAAUACAAUCAGAUCCAACUAUUUGCACCGGCGGAAUGGGUUGCCUUGAAUUAUGUACCAUUUGCUGAAAGAUCUUUGGAAGUAGUUGUGGAUUUGUACCAAAAAACAGCCUGUCAUAAAGCAGUGGUGAGCGAGAAAGUCCUCCAGAGUAUUAUUAAGACUCUCAGGGUUCCUCUCAGUUUGAAGUACUCCUGCCCUUCGGAAAGCACAUGGAAGCUGGCGGUCGCGUCUCUCCUCAAAGUCCUCUCCAUUGGGCUGCCUGUCGCUCGACAGCACGCUGCUUCUGGGAAGUUUGACAGCAUGUGGCCAGAGCUAGCCAGCACACUCGAGGACUUCCUCUUCACCAAAAGCAUACCUCCGGAUAAUCUUUCCAUUCAAGAAUUUCAAAGAAAUGAAAGUAUUGAUGUUGAAGUCGUUCAGCUUAUCAGUGCAGAGAUACUCCCCUACGCCAAUCUUAUUCCUAAAGCGUUUGUGGGCCAGAUGAUGACCAUGCUCAACAGGGGCUCCAUCCACUCCCAGUCGUCCUCGUUUACAGAAGCGGAGAUUGACAUUCGCUUGAGAGAAGAGUUUUCUAAAAUGUGUUUUGAGACGUUGCUGCAGUUUUCCUUCAGUAACAAAGUCACGACACCCCAGGAAGGCUACAUCUCACGGAUGGCGCUCUCGGUGCUGCUACAGAGGUCACAGGACGUCCUGCAUCGCUACAUAGAGGACGAGAGGCUGAGUGGAAAGUGCCCUCUCCCCAGGCAACAAGUAACAGAAAUCAUAUUUGUUUUAAAAGCAGUCAGUACUCUCAUCGAUUCGCUUAAGAAAACUCAGCCUGAGAACGUUGAUGGAAAUACCUGGGCACAAGUCAUUGCCUUAUACCCAACUCUGGUAGAAUGUAUCACGUGUUCGUCCUCAGAAGUCUGUUCUGCUCUUAAAGAGGCACUAGUUCCCUUUAAGGAUUUCAUGCAGCCACCAGCAUCCAAAGUUCAGAAUGGAGAAUCUUGACCAGCUGCAGCCAUGUGAAGGAAGACGAUAUUCUAAGGAAUGUUGGCUCCUGAGGCGUCAAAAGAAGGACGAUUCUUCCUGAAGUAAUUCCUGGCAGCUGCUGUUUGUCUUCUUUGAACUGAAGUAACUAUCUGGGUCAGUGAUUCAUAGAAAGCAUCCGAGUGAAAAAAGGCUCCUGGCGGAAUCGCAGCCUUGUAAUGAGUGAUGCUGAUGGAGGGAUAGUGAAUUCUCCGUCAUACCUGCUACCAUAUCUUCAGUCGGUGAUUUAGAAGUGAGCUUAUGUACAGUGUGUGGUGUGUGUGUCAAUGAUGUGCUUUUUAAAAAGGAAGAAAAGAUAUUUCCAUUCAGAUUUUUGAGGCUGGUGUUUUGCACCCUUUUUCAAGUACAGAAUUGUACUAAAGUUUUAUGCAAGGUGGUACUGUAACAUUCCAUAUUAUCUACAACCAGCCUUUGUGAACAAAGGGAACUGAUAUACUGUGUGUAUAAUAAAUGGUACAGUUCUGUAUAAAAUAGUUGCAUUUAUUUAAAAUUUAAAAAUAUUGAUGAUGUUUAAUGCUUGAAGCCGUAUUUAUUAUUAAUACAAAAUUAUUUGCUUACAUUUUUACUUCUGAUUUGCCUUCUUCUGGGGGCAGAUAAGCUUAUGGUGUAAUCACACAGUUAGCUUCAUGCUUUUUCCGUGCAUUGUUAGUGACCUGUACACCUCUGACCUGAGGAUCAUGUAAACAAGCAGAAGUUAUGAUCUGCUGACUUUGCACCUUGGAAACACAGGUUGUAACGUAAUACACUGAGAUACAUUGUAGCACGAUGACCCAGUCAUACCUCAUUUCUUUAAGCCUCUCUCUAAGCUUUCACGUGUCUGUUUUUAUAUUUGCUGUCUGAAUUUUAAAGACUUUUCAUAUUUUAUAUUUCUGCUGAUUUUUCCUAUGGUAUUUGUCACUGUCUUUGAAUGACAAGGCAAGAUGACUUGAGAUUUCAUGAAACUUUGCCUGUGAGGUGUUUUCAUUUCUGUGCUUCCUUUUCUGAGUUCCUUUCAAGAAGAAACAGCACUGAGCUAGCCCACAGUAUAAACCACCUGCCACGGGCAAGUGCUAGCCCAGAGUAUAAACCGUGUGCCACGGGCAAGCACCAACACACAGUAUAAACCAGGUGCCACGGGCAAGUGAGUGAGUGGAGGCAGCCGGCAUUUCGCAGUGGUUUACUGUGGGGAGAGCAAAGCACUCGCCGCUAGGGAGCACAUGAUCUGUCUCUUACAAAACUGACUUUGACCUAGCUCACUCUGUUUUUUAUUUAAUUAAUUAUACUGUUGUAAUCUUCUUCUUCCAAGUUAAAAUUUCAUUUCACAGAUUCUGAAAACAUGAAAAAUGUUGAAAACAUUGCUAUUAAUAAGAAGUGAUAGUGGGGUUGAUAUUAUUUUAAUGCACUAGAAAGCUUUUGACUUUAACAAGAUUUAUAAAUUCUGGGCUCUCCAGAAUAAUCAUAAAACUAUAAGGAGACAUUAAAGUUGAGUAAUCAAUGAGAUACAGUUUUGAGGCUAUUUUAAGUAUAUAAUGAUUUAAUUUGCACUAUAUUCUGUAUACGUGUGGUAAGGCCUAUUUUGAAGGAGUAUUAUUUUUAUUCACAUGAAUCAAUGAAUUUCUAUUUUAUUAUUUCAUGUAAGGUUAAGGUAAAACAUGGUAUUUCAUAGACUGUGCUGUCAAUGUUUUCUUAAAGGUGUAAAAAAAUGACUCAAGCCGUGUAUUUUUUAUAUUUUGAUAUAUUCCCUUGUGGAUUUAAAAAUAGGGAUAUCACUGAUAAAGUAUCAAAAUAAUAAGGGUGGCAACAUUUUCAAAAUAUUGCCCUGAGUUUAUAUAAAGUGAAAGUGUCUGCUCAUAAUAGAUCAGUUGCAGUCUGAAUGAUUAUUCUCCAGUGAAGGUUAUCUGUAAGUCAAGGGUCUAAAGCAUACAGUUAUAUAAACUAAACAACCUGAGCUAGCACAGUAUUAGCUGUCAAUACCAAUCUCAUGCUGUAUAGUUUUAAAACAUAAAGUGUGAUGAGUGUGUUAAUGUACAAUAAUUAAUGACAGUCUCAAUGUCAAUCAAGCAAGUGGGCCACUCCCUCCGUGGACUAAUUGACCGGCGUCUCCCCCAAAUUUCUCUCAACUCCCAAGGAGUCACUACUGUAAUUAAUGCCUCAAGGUCACACAUUCUUCUCAGCUACAUUUUCUAAUAUGUGCUGGUCCCAGACAGAUCAAUCCGUUGUCCUUGCUCUGAAAGUAUGAAGUGGGUUCUUCAGUCACUACAGUAACUGGGCUUCAUGGAGUUACCAGAUUCAACCAUGAAGCACCAGGUUCAAACCCAUCGCCCCCCCUUCCAGUGCAAUGAAUUUUAAAUCUCACGGUGAGUUUUUACUGCCGACCAUCUCUGUUAGACACUGUUGAACACGGGCCGUGUGCCAACAACUGAUGACGGUAGAGGUCUGAGUGUGAUUGUGUCCUUACAUAGGUCACCUUUGGGAGUCCAGUAGUGUCUUAUUUCCUUAUGAUUGGUUUCAAAGUUCUGUUGGUUUCACUAUAUGAAUUUUGCAUAACAUUUAUUAAAGCCUAUCAUGUGCCAAAAGGAAAAAAAUUGUCAUUAAGUCUGACCAAAAAAAAAAGUGCUUUUAACUUGCUUAUCUUUGUAUUACAUUAACAUUUAUGUUCUCACCUGUUUCCCCAUAUGGUUAUUGAGUGAACAGCUGCUACAUUCUUUGAAUUAUAUAUAGCAUCAGAAGAAAACAGUGUAUAAUUUAGUUUAUUUAUGUUAUCCUAGUGAAUAACAUUCACUUUAAGUCGCAGCAGUGACAGUCAUUUGUCCUUUCUUCUACAGCGUUAAGAACGUUGCGUCUGUUGUCUGUUUGGUACCAACUAGUCCUAGGUGAGCGUUUGGCCAAUGGCCAGCUAAGAAACCGCGAGUGGAUUAGCAUACACUAUUGAACAGUGCCAGAAAACAUCUGAAAUGCAUCCCCUGUAAUGAAAUGUUCAUGACAGUCAUGUCAGUAAAAGGCACUAUUUUGUAUACUCCUCAGAUGUAGACUGAUUGGUGUGGAUAGCUGAAUUUUUAAGAGUUGGCUAAGGGCCACUAAGGCAGGACACUUCCAGGAAAUACCUACCUAUGUUUGCCUCAGAAAUGAACUGGAAAUCAAGAUCCCAAAUAGAUUAAUGUCCAAGUUCAGAUUACUGUGGUUUAUAGAUUUUUUUUUUUAGAAAACUACCACAGAGGUAGACAAAAAUGGUCUCUUCAAAAGCAUGACUAGCAUCCUAGAAUGUUCCUUCCCACUUAACUAGAUUUGGCAUUUUGGAGAUCACUCUGAAUUACAAUUUGCAACGCUUAGGGCUAUAAGACUGUCUUUAUUAGACUGAUCUAUGGUUUUGGUUUUUUUUUAAUUAUUCGUGAGAACAGGCAUUACAUGACAUGUUGUAUUACUUACUGACUUACAUAUCAGUGGAUAAAUAGUUUUAAUACUUUAUGAUAUUUGAAUUAAAAUUUUGUAUCUGGAGA